AUGGAGGCCAUAAAGAAAAAGAUUGCAGCAUUAAAGCAAGAGAUGGAUGCUGCGAAUGAAAAAGUUGAAGCCAAUGAAACCAAAGCUAAACAAGAAGAUUUUCGCGCAGAUUUAUUAUUUGAUGAAGCCAGAUCUCUUGCACAAAAGCUUAUAACAAUUGAACGUGAUUAUGAAGUUGCUAAAGUUAACCUUGAAACAACAACAGCAGCUUUGGAAACAUGUGAAAAAGCAUAUACUAAGGCUGAACAAGAUCGAACCGUUUUAACAAAAAGAGUUCAAGAAAUUGAGGUAAGUCUGACGAAGAAGGAAGAAUUACGUCUUCUGGCAGCAGCAAAAUUAGUACGUGCUACUGAACUUGCCGAUGAUGCUCAGAGAAUGUGUAAUGUAUUGGAAGAUCGAAAUCGAAUAGUUCAAGAACAUAUGGCGAAACUUACUGAAGAACUGAAAGAUGCUAGAUUAAUUGCUGAAGACGCCGACGCAAAAUCCGAAGAAAUUGCUGAAAAGCUGUCACUUGUUGAAGAAGAACUUGAAAAUGCUGAAGAAAGAGUGAAAAACAGCGAAGCAAAAAUUAUUGAACGAGAGGAUGAAUUAUUCAUUGUUCAAAAUAUAUUUAAAUCUUUAGAAGUAUCAGAAAAAAAGGCUAAUCAACGAGUAGCUGAUUCUAAAAUUCAAGUAAAAGAAUUAAAAGCCGCCCUCAAAGCCGCUGAAAAGCGUGCUAUCCAAGCUGAAAAAACUGUAAGAGCAUUGCAGAAAGAAGUUGAUCGAAAAGAAGAUGAACUAAGAGAAGAAAAAGAAAAGUGCAAAGCUAUAAUUGAUGAUAUGGAUUUAACGUUUGCUGAAAUGACAGGAUAUUAA
Cotesia congregata is the source of this 855-nucleotide messenger RNA. The record is from the annotation of a GenBank genome assembly. NCBI's taxonomy places the organism in Eukaryota, Metazoa, Arthropoda, Insecta, Hymenoptera, Braconidae.